GACUGGUUUUAUGUGAUGAGACAAUUGCUGAUUUCGUCUCCUACUUUUAGGUGGCCCACCUUAGCUCACCCAGUUUCAUGUAGGAGGGAGGAACGUACAAGUCUCCCACCUACUGGCUUGCCGAAUAUGCCUGUCGCACAGAUCGACGACAACGGGACCUCUAUCCACUACGAAGACUCUGGUGCGCCGCAUGGCUACUCGAAAUAUGGCACUCUCGUUUUCACGCAUGGUGCAAUGGUCAACUCGGCUAUUUUCGACCGCAUGCUGCCGUAUGCCUCGAAGUACGGUCUGCGCAUAAUUACCAUGAACAACCGGGACUACCAUGGAUCUACGCCUUACACGGAUGAAGAACUGGCACACCUGACGAACCCCGACGUUGAGGUCCAAGCGUAUGCAAUGCGUAGAUGGGGGCGAGAGCUCGCUCUCUUUCUUGCCUACGUCUGCCAGACACUGCACAUCCCUGCCGUUGCAAGCGAUGGAGCCAAGGAGGGCGGGCUGGUGCUAGUGGCGUGGUCUAUGGGCGGCAUUGCAGCUGUGUCCAUCCUAGGAGAUCCUCGGACGAUGGGAAGCGACCUGACGACCACGCUGGCUCCUUACCUGAGCAAAGUCGUCCUUUUUGACUCGCCGCCAGGCGUGUUUGGCGUAUAUCCUGACAUAGGCUUUACCUGGCCUAUGGCAGACCCCACUAUCCCACCUGAACUGAAGGCAGAUGCGUUCAUCAGUUGGGUCUCUUCAUAUUACACCUCGCCGCCAGAUGGGAUCCCCAUCACGGCUGAAUCGAUGCAUGAGCAUUACACCACCCUCCAACGCAUGCCGACGCUCCGCACGCUAUCUCCAGAAGACUAUCAGCGUAUCGUUGAACUUGAGCCCAGCACGCGCUCAUCCGGUUCGAUGCUGACCGUAGACAUGGCGAUCCAUCGUAAGCACGCGCACGGCACAUUUUUCGACGCAGAUGCAGUCCUGCCCAAUGCCGACCUUCUCUACCUCUUCUGUGAGCAGACCAUGUGGACGAGUAUAUGGAGUGCCAAGGUGGUUCAAGACUUGAUUGGAAAGGCGGCCGAUCCAGGUAAGAAGAAGCGAGAUGUUUCUUUCUUGAGGGUGAAGGAUGCGAAUCACUUUGUUCAAUGGGAUGAGCCAGAAAGGAUGGUCCGCCUGUUUGCAGAGAGCUGCUACAAUUCCCUAUAAUAGGCAACAGGUUCUGUCACGGCCAAGCGCACAAAUGUUAUAAAUACAACUGUACGAUAUAAGAGGUGAC
This is a messenger RNA of Phanerochaete carnosa HHB-10118-sp, 1255 nucleotides long. RefSeq lists its product as uncharacterized. The record is from RefSeq and is a predicted model, not a curated record. Bases 127 to 1185 code for a protein of 352 amino acids. The transcript has 4 exons. Lineage: Eukaryota; Fungi; Basidiomycota; Agaricomycetes; Polyporales; Phanerochaetaceae.